Amphiprion ocellaris (clown anemonefish) is the source of this 8917-nucleotide messenger RNA. RefSeq lists its product as uncharacterized. NCBI's taxonomy places the organism in Eukaryota, Metazoa, Chordata, Actinopteri, Pomacentridae. The record is from RefSeq and is a predicted model, not a curated record. Bases 233 to 8446 code for a protein of 2737 amino acids. Gene Ontology annotation, cellular component: cell surface. The transcript has 65 exons. Gene Ontology annotation, biological process: cell-matrix adhesion.
CUGUGGAAGAGGAACCUGCUUUGUUCUGCCCCCUUGUGCAGCACAGAGGAGUCAGACGGCAACGCCAUCGUCACAACGCAACACACCCUUCAGUGGUGCACCUGUGUUUUAAGUGUCAGGAGACAGACAGCGUUUAAUGCCGGCUCCUUACAGCAUCCAAAGGACCUGAGCUACAAACAAGAUUUGUGACUUUCAGCAUAAACCCCUCUCAUCCCAUGAGACUCGUCGCAUUAUGAGAUCACUCUACUUAUUCCUACUGGUUUACCUACAGGGCAUCUUCACUGCAGGUGGAUCACAUGCACAAAGAAAUACAACAUGUUCAACAGAAGCAUGUGGUCCGGUGCCAGAUACAACCUCACACUUUCUCCAGUGUGUGGGACUGCCGUCAACAGACACAGGGCCAGACCACAUGCACAGGCUGAAAGAAAUGCUUGAAGCGACGAUGGAUUUGUACACCUUCAUGAGAACCAGUGUGAGAGGCGUUCCAUUUCUGAGCCUGCAGGGGGAGCUGGAAUUAAACUGGAAGGCAGACCCUCUUCAGAACGAAGCCCUGGUCCAGAUGUGGCUGGAGGUGAAGAUCAAACCGCUGCUGAAAUCUGUCACCAAACAGUUCCUGACCUGCCUGAGCACCAAGAACUUCAGUUGCUCCACCUACCAGACUGUAGUGAAGGAGCUCAGUCACCAUUAUUCUGAGAUGCAUCCAGUCAGACAAAAGUGGAUCUACAUGUUCUUUAUGUAUCCCUUCCUGUCUGGAGACAGAGUUGCUGGUUGUGUGAAUCCAAGUGAGAGCAGUGAGGAGUGGCUGAUGAAGAAUUUUGGUUCAUUCAGAGCCAUGGCUCGAAUGAAGGACUUUUCAACACUCAACAUGGUCUUCAGUGGAUUGAAGGUUCUUCACCUGUUGUCCCCAGAACAAAAGGCUGAGCUGCUUAUGAGGCCUGAGGUCGCAGGUUUAGACAACGGCACCUUAUCCCUGGUCUUCCACAGUUUGAUGACAGGGGGCUCUGGCCCUCCACCCACCGCUGGUCCUGGAUGGGGCCACAGUGGGACAACUACUGGAUGGAACCAGAACUGGACGACUCCUGGAUGGAACCAGAACUGGACGACUCCUGGAUGGAACCAGAACUGGACGACUCCUGGAUGGGAUCAGAACUGGACGACUCCUGGAUGGGAUCAGAACUGGACGACUCCUGGAUGGAACCAGAACUGGACGACUCCUGGAUGGGAUCAGAACUGGACGACUCCUGGAUGGAACCAGAACUGGACGACUCCUGGAUGGAACCAGAACUGGACGACUCCUGGAUGGGAUCAGAACUGGACGACUCCUGGAUGGAACCAGAACUGGACGACUCCUGGAUGGAAUCAGAACUGGACGACUCCUGGAUGGAAUCAGAACUGGACGACUCCUGGAUGGGGCUACAACUAUACGAGCCCCAGAUACCCAACUAUCUCACCCUCCUAUCCUCCAGAACCUACAUAUAAACCAUACCCACCAUCUCCACAGCAUGCCCUGAAAGAGGUUGCAGAGGGAUUUAUGAUGGCUUUCAAACCUAUAUCGAGCUUCGUUCAUGACUUUGUGGCCUUCACUGAAGAGAGGGAUGUGUCAGAAAUAAGAAGCACUACUUUGACUCAGUUUCUGCUCAACUGGACUCUGGCUGAACUGGCAGACAUGUAUCGGCCACCAAACAAAACUGCACUUCCAGAGAUACCAAAGUUUGACGUAACGAAUGUGGAGGACUGGUACCGACAAGUUGUGAUGCCACUGUUGCGGAGGUUCUUGCCUGAUGACUCAAUGCUGAUGCAUGAAAACAUCACGCUCGCUUUUCACAAAGUGUUCUACUUGGAUCAUGGUAAGGGCAACGAAUCCUCUGAAAUCCAGGAUGUCUGUAGCAUCACCCUUGAUAAGAACCCUUGCGCGCUGACUGAUACAGUGAAAAAUGUGGCCCAUGUUUUGCACUGCGCUGCUCGCACCAACCUGACAAUGAAUGAGGAGACGGUUAUGAGGCUGAUAGAAGAGCUGACCAAGCGCCUGAAUUCACUGAUCAGAGAGUUGGCCACAGCAAACUUCACGGAGGUGGCGCACGACUUUCAUCAGAUCUUUCGUGAGCCAGAGUCUCCGUCUCUGACCCAGGAACACCUAGAGGACCCGGACUUCAUCAAGCUCUGGUUCAAAGUCAAACUACUGCCCCACCUGCCCGACAUUCACCCAGACCUCCUCUCCUGCCUCAGCACCAAGAACUUCUCCUGCCCUGUUUACCAAACCAUUGUGGCAGAUUUGGGCAGACACGUGGCUGCGAUGGAUGCUGAUCCGAUGUACAGUGAAAACAUCUACGAGCACUUCAUCUAUCCCUUCCUGCUGCAUCACAACACCUCUGACCCGCAGUGCGUCUCUUCAGCCAUUGACAGCACAGAAUGGCUAAAAAAUAAUUUUGGUUUCUUCUCAAGAUUCGCCUCCGUCAUUAGCUUCUACCAGCUCAACCCACGUUUCUCUGGACUGAAGAUUCUUCGUCUUCUGUCUCCAAAACAACUGGCAGAGAUGCUGCUGCUGCCUCUACCUACUCCACCUCAGAAAGACGUUGUUAUCGAACAAGUGUUUGACUUCUUCUUGGACUCACCUGAGCUCAGGAAGUUACCAGAGGUCCUGCACUUUGCGGUCCAGCUCGCUGCAGAGGUCAAUCCUCCCUGCGAGGUCUACACACAAAUUUUGGAGCGACUGUACAAAGUCAUACCAGCUCUGCCUCCAGGCGUGGAACCUGCCAUUUGGCCUGCCGUUGACGACCUGAUAAAUGUUGCACCAUUAGCGUGUGUGCCCGACAACCUCACGUGCCCAGUGACCCAGUUCAAUGAAACUAAGAUCUGCAAGGGAGUCGACAGUUCUGAUCUACAGUCCCACUUCAACACAUCCAUGCAAGUUCCCUGCAACAUUACCCUGGAGAAAUAUGCUUGUGCACAGCUGGAGAACUUCACAGCAGAUCAGCUGGUGUCGCUCAUGAAGUGCAAUCUGUCUGGAAACAGCAGCCACUCCAGAGUCCUGUGGAAGAUGCUGCUCACUAAAGUCUCCUUGGUUUUGGUCCCAGCUCUGGACCUGCUGGGUGACAUGUCCACGCCUGUGGUUAUUCCGUCAGCGGUGGAGAUUUUGGAUGUGAUUGGAGAGGUGAGAUUGGUGAGGCUGACUGAUGAGCAGCUGAUGAACAGCAGCGUGAUCAGACUGUGGUUCUCUGACCGUCUGGGUGGCUUCUUGCCGUCUGCGUCAGGAGGUUUUCUGCGCUGUUUGAGCAACAAGAAUCUCAGCUGUCAGUCAUACCAGCAAAUACUGCAGGUGUUCGUCCAGCACCUUGAGAACAUGACUUUAAAACAGCAGCACGUGGUCUUGAAGAAUUUCAUCCUCCGUUUCCUGCAGCAGCCACGCUCAGACCCAGGCUGUGUGUCUGCCUUCAACAGCACUGCAGAGUGGCUCAAGAAGAAUCUGGGUCCAUUUUCAGUGUUGUUGUCGCUCAAAGAGCUGCUGGACCUCAACCCACAAUUCAACCCUCUGGAGGUCAUACCUCUCCUGACUCCAGAGCAGAGUGCAGAGCUGGUGCUGCUGCCACUUCCAGAAAAAGACAUCAUUAUCGACACACUCUUUGAUUACUUCACCGAGUCUCCAAACAAGAAGAAAUUCUCAGAGUUCCUGUCUUACCUCGUCAAAUUCAGUCCACAGGGAAACUUUUCAUGUUCAUCGUACAGGACAUUGUAUACCAGACUGGAUUUGGCCAUGGCUACAGUUUCAUUACAAACAGCUUCAGCCAUCACAUACUCCAAAAUGUCCUUAUCCAAGCACAUACCACCUGGCUGCAUCAUUUACAGCACACAGUGCAAUGUGACCAUGACAAACGAAACAGAUAUCUGUGUCGGAGUGAACAGCACGAAGCUUCAGCUCCUCCUCGACAGCGCAAAGAUGAGUGGACGUUUCUGUGAAUUUUCUGUCGAGGAACUGGCCUGUGCUUCGCUGUCAGCGCUGAAAGCACAGGACCUGGCAGAGAUGCUGAAGUGUAAUCGCUCCUCCAGCUCGAGUGGCUCCAGACCCGUCUGGAAGCUUCUCCUCUCUAAAGCCUCUCUGGUGCUGGAUGAAGCUUUGGAUCUUCUCACCAACACGACUCUGAACCCGAAGAAUCCUGCAGUGUCACUGGUUCUGAACGCCAUACGAGAAAUCCGGUUUGACAACAUCAGCCUGUCCAGCAUCAAUGAUCCUGCCCUCAUCCAGCUGUGGUUUAACCGCCGCCUGCUCCCUUUCCUGUCCGCUGUCUCUCCCGACUUCCUCUCGUGUUUCAUCACGAAGGGUUUGAACUGCAACACCUACCAGUACAUUGUGCAGACUUUGACCCGCCUGCAGCCAAACAUGACGCUUGCCACCCAGAUGUCUGUCUACACACACUUCAUCAAGAUUUUCCUGACCAGGAACAACACUGCAGACCCAUCCUGCAGUUCAAACAUAAACAACAGUGUACAGUGGCUGCAGAGGAACCUGGGAGGUUUCUCUGUCCUCGUGCCCUUCAGCGACAUCCGGAUGCUCUACCCCAGCUUCUCAGCGAUGGAAGCGCUGUCACAGCUGUCAGUCAGACAACUAGCACACCUGUCCUCCACACCUGGCCAGCUCACCUCUGCUCAACAGGUCAACAUGGUGCUGAAUCACGUCCCCAACCGCCUUCUCACGGCCUUUUUUGAUGAUUACUCACCGGCUAUCAUGGGUCAUGAAAACAUGUUCCCGUCUCCGGUGAGGUCAGCCAUGUUACAAGCCGUGUUCGAUCGAGCCAAUCUCUCCAAUCCUUCAGUGAGUGAUCAGGAUGUUUUGCGGUGGCUCAGAAACCGGCUGCAACCGCUGUUGUUCAACCUGUCGCCGUCUCACGUCGCACCGUUCUUCGGAAUACUGACAGGAAGGAACUGCAGCACCGAGCAGCAGGGUGUAGAGGACCUGAAUCUGACCAUCUCAACACUCAGUGGAGACACUCUGAAACAAAUCCACAAUCACAUCACUGAGACUCUCAAAGGCUCUGAACCUCUCCGUUGCUAUGGCGACAACUACAACCACAGUUUCUACAGUUUCGUAGAGCGUUCAUUCCUGGGAUUCCAGUUCCCCAACCUGACCGCCUUCCUGUCACUCAUGCCUCACGACAGAAUGCAUCUGCUGGUGAACUCCAUCCCUGUAUCAGAUGUUGGCGAUUUCCUCCGUCGUCCAGAUGUUGUCGACAACAAUGCAGAGCUGUGUGCGCUCUACCAAAACUACAACCUGAUACAGAUGCUCCUGCAGAAGGAGUCUCUCCCGGAGGUGGUGAGGCUGCCCACUCUGGAGUGCGUCUGGCCCAUAGCUCUGAGCAGCUCCAACAGGCCAGAUGUUGAAAUGUGGUUCAGCAAAAGCCUCACACGCUUCUACCCGUUGCUCAGAAAGGAUAUGAUCGGCCCCAAUGUCACACACAACGCCUCCUGCUUGGCCUUCCAACAGCUGGUUAAAUUUCUAGGCGAACAUAACUCCACUGCUGCAGACUUUACAAGGAAAGACGUGUUCAUGACCAUCAGGGAUUACCUCAACUCAGAUACGGUGCCAAGGUGUUACAACAACAGCAACCCAGAGCUAAACUCCACUGCUUGGUUUGUCGAGUACAUUGGCCCUUUCAUGCCUUUUCUCACUCUGGAGGUUCUUCAAACGUUUGGAUCUGCAGAGGAUCUCCAAGUGUUCACCGUGAACCUUGAGAACAUCGCGCUCCUCAACCACUCCGUCUUACCUCAGAACCUCACCGACUACUACACUCAGCUUGUGUAUCAAGAGGACAGCAACUUCAAUCCUUUGCUUCUUCCCCUGCUGUGUCGGUGUGUCGCUCCCGGUCUGGCAUUCAGCCAGCUGACUGCAAAUCAAAGUAUGAUGCUUCUUCCUGACCUCACCAGGCUCUGUGCAGACCUGGACCCACAGGUCGCUGCUGCUCUGGCCGGUAACUUUGGUGACAAAAUUGAUGCCUCAGCCAUUGCUACCCUGGGCAAUGAAAGCGUCGGCAUAUCCACAGGACAGAUCGCGAGAAUAAACCCUCAGGACCUGUUUAAAGCCCUUGGAACUCUCCGCCUUGUGAUGGGGUGGAACGAAGGUCAGGCCAGAGCCAUCAUCCAGGCUCUGAUGUCCUCAGGGAUGAUGCAGAUCAACAGCUCGUCAUCACUGUUCAUGCUGGGCUCUCUCAUUGUGGGUGUACCCACCAAAGUGUUCAAGGGCAUCAGCAUCUCCCAGCUGCUCACUGCAUCCAAAAACACUUCAGUCCUGGCACAGCUGAUGUUGGCGCCACCGAUUGUCCAGCAGACCUUUGUUACUCAGAUCAUAUCGGUGAACACCAACAGCGAGCAGAUCAUACAGAACAUCCCAGAUGAGUUGGCCACUGAGAUCCCUCGAUCUCUGCUUCUCGGCUUCUCAAAUAACAGCAGCGUUCUCACCACAAUCAACAAGAAGAAAUGGAAACGGCAGCAGGCUGAGUUGUUCUUCAGUGUAAUCGCCGCGGAAACUGCAACAGCACAGCUGGGAACUCCGAACAAUUUGUCGUCCUCUGUGUUGCAAGGGUUCACAUGCACCGGAGUGAGGACGAUUCAAAGGGUGCAAAUCAAGAGGUUGGUCAGAGCCUGUCGGAGGAGAGGCAGGAACAAGGUCAAGCUGGUGGAGACUCAGCUGACCUGCAUGUACAACUACAUUAGAGUGGAUCCAGACGCCACCAACUUCACCGUCUACCCUCCUGACAUGCUGCUGUACUACGAUUACUCACUAGUGCCACAGGCCAGCUGCAGGUCUUAUUUUGAACAGCUGGCAGAUGCAGACUUCAGUGUCUUCUCCUCGGCCCUCAGCUACAAGCGAACUGAUCUGUUUGAUAAUGCCAGGAGCUGCCUGGCUAUAAAAAACACCAGCUUGACUGGGGACAAUAUAUCGGUUUUGGGGAACAUGUGUUGCACUCUGGAUGGGUCCUACAUCCAGAACUCGGAUCCGUCCAUCCUGGAGAAACUCAAGAACUGCCCUGAAAUUACUGACGCUCAAGCAGCUGCUGUUGAAACCCUGCUGAGUAGCGGAAAUACACAAUGCGGUGCUCCUUCAACAUGGAAUGAGCAAACCCUGAGGGACCUCGGGAUGUUACCGCUGUAUUUGAAGUCCACCUUCUAUAAAAACUUCGACAAAAAAACAAAGCGCAUGUUCUUGAAGUUCUUCCUGAAAGUUUUGAGGAACAACAAAGUGGACAGAUGGAAGAGGAGGAGCAUGAAGAGAGAAAUAAGACGGUCCAAUAGAAUGAAGUCAAAGCGAUCUAUAGGCAGUGAAUGCACUGUUGGAGAGAUCACCCAGGUGACUAUCAGCGCUGAAACGUUCCCGUUCGACUAUGACGAUAUAAACCAGUUCAACUGCUGCCUCACAGCCAAAACUGUCCAAGACAACCUCGAUGCCAUCACUGAGAAGGUGGAUCAGGAGGAAUACCUCCAGAUUGUUCUCAGCAAGUUGCAAGAGGCUUAUGCUGCCAACUCUAGCAUCCCAGAAAGUCAAGUUCAGCUCUUAGGCCCAGCGUCCCGUCUAGCCACCGCUGAAUAUAUCAACAAGUGGAUAAUCACUCAGAUUGACACAUUGGCUGCCUUGAUGGACCUAUCAGAUGGGGAGUGGGACCCAAACCUGGCUAAAGACAUCAUCACUAAGUAUCUGAGUACAGAAGGGAACACACUCGGCAGUGCAGAGCUGAACGCCAUUGGAGGACCAAACCUGUGUUCCCUGGAUGCAGAUGUUCUGAAGAACAUUUCUCAGCAAAGCCUCAGAGAUGCUGAUGCCCUGAAUGUGUCCAACUGCACCAAAGAGAAAAAGCAAGAACUCUUCACCAUUGCCAGACAAGCAUUUAGUGGAGAUACUCGCUCAACUGUCUCCGUUUCCUCUUACCAGCUUGUACAACCUUACAUGGGGGGUGCAACUUCAGACUAUGUCAAGAGUUUAGUGGCUGCAAAUGUCAGCAUGGACCUGCCUACCUUCACCAAUAUGGAUGAGACUGUUGUUCUGAAUCUGACUGUUAGUGACGUUCAAGGCCUUCUUGGCACCAACUUGGCAGAUCUGAAGUCCUACGAAAACCAAACACUGGUACAGAGCUGGGUCAGCAGGCAGUCCCAGACGGAGCUAGACACACUGGGUAUCGGGCUCGAAGGAGGCAGGGUUGACCCGACAGCCUCCACCGUCACUACCACUGCCUCCAGCUCUUCUGGCACCACCAUCAACUCCACUGCUACUACAGCUGCCACCGCAUCCCCAGCAUCAACAGCAGCCACCUCUGCAACAACAACCGCUGGGUCUGGAUCCAGCAGUUCCACAUCGGCUUCCUCUACCACCACAGGUAAUGGUAACGGCAUCCGUGCAGACGCUGGUUUCUCUCUCCUUGUUCUCCUCGCACUCCUCAUCACUUCUCAACACGCUAUAAUGUGAAGAAACUCGACUCACAUAGAUGAUUACCGUCCAAAAUGCUUCAGUGGAUGAGAGAAUAAAGUUAUAUUGGUUUUAUUUAUCACUAAUAGAAGUAAAUAAUGUCAAAGAGAAGGGCAUUUAAGACAUGCAAUAUUUUAUUGUUCAUUAUCAAGAAAAGCUUUCAUGUACAGUAACAACACAGUAGAUGUAAAUGAACUCUCGAUUUCUUCAUCUUUCAGGGAUAAGUUUUCCACAGUUACUUUUAAGGUCAUUUAUUAGAUUUUCUUUUGCUUUUUCCGCUAUGGUUGUUAACAUGAUUAAACAGUUUUAAGGUUCAAAUCUGUGAAGUUUAAAAAUUAAGAAAAAUGAAGGUGACAGUUUCUGUUGUAAUUGUGCUGCUGUAUCCAUUCUGAGAAAGCACUUUCUUUAUGCAGGUUUACCCUGAAAAUGCUCUAUGAGAUCAAUAAUAAAUGCACAUGUGUAUCACUGCAA